AUGAAAAGUUGUAAACGUAACACAAAGACUAAUUACUACGGGAUACAUGGGCAUCUAAACAAGGACAGAUGUACAAUUGACCUGAAUAUGACCAAGGCCUAUAAUCAGGAAGAGAACUAUAAUGUAACGUUUGUUUGGCCAUUUCCCGACACUCAAAAGUUCCACAUACGUGAGCAUGUCCAUACUCCAAACAAUACUUUUACAAUAAGUAAAUUCACAUGGAACGGACAUGUCAUGGAUGAACUUCCACAUGAUUUGAAUGAUGUGGAACGAGUCAUUGUGGCAAUUCCCAGAGAGGGUAAAAGCUUAGAAAUGGCUGUAAUGAUAGUCAUGAAUACACUUGUUAAUGAAUGCAAGACUUCAUUCGUCCUCUACUUUAAAAGAAGCUCCAAGGGAAAAUGGACCGCUUACGCACUCAAGGAACCUAGACAUCUUUUCAACUGGAACAGGUUUUUCCUUGAUAUUAUCGCAGUUCCAGACGCUGAAAUUGAAAGUCUCCCUUAUAAGAACUUGUACAGGGUUGACAAGGACAUUUCCACUGAGGAACUAUUAUGCCUUGUGCUGGAAGAACAAGUUUCAAUAUGGACACAAAUAACAAAUUGGAUAGCAGAAACUUCCAGACAAUUAUCCGUUUGGAUUAACGCGAUGUUACUUAUUGGUCCAGCUGUCUUUUAUUGCACAUGA
Theileria equi strain WA is the source of this 684-nucleotide messenger RNA. RefSeq lists its product as hypothetical. The coding region runs from base 1 to 684 and encodes 227 amino acids. The record is from RefSeq and is a predicted model, not a curated record. NCBI's taxonomy places the organism in Eukaryota, Apicomplexa, Aconoidasida, Piroplasmida, Theileriidae. The transcript has a single exon.